Molecule: messenger RNA, 4614 nt
Organism: Prionailurus viverrinus (fishing cat)
Lineage: Eukaryota; Metazoa; Chordata; Mammalia; Carnivora; Felidae
Gene: RNASEL
Product: ribonuclease L
Exons: 7
Coding region: 343-2517 (724 amino acids)
Biological process (GO): defense response to virus; mRNA processing; protein phosphorylation
Molecular function (GO): RNA nuclease activity; ATP binding; protein binding
Source: RefSeq, a predicted model, not a curated record
GCCCUGUGGCUCAGGGACCUCUUGGAAGAAGCGCUUUCCGGUAGGCGACAGGCUUUGAAGAUUAAAUGACCUCAAAGGAAUAGCUGAGGGGCGUAUAUGACCUCAAAGGAAUAGCUGAGGGGCAUCUGAGUUUAGAAGAUAGCUCUCUCAUCUCCCGGUGGGAUGUCAGAAGACUGCAAGAGUAUUGUUUUCCCUCAUACUGCUGGUCCGUAGUCAGAUAACUCCGAUUUACCCUGACAGGAGUUCUAAGAGCUCCAUGUCUCUUUGAUCAAGUCCCAAGAAGAUACAUUUUCAUUUUCUUAAAGGAAAGGCACAGAGUUGUAGCCACUGGUAAUUACCAUCAUGGAGAGCAAGAGCCAUAACAACCUUCAGGAGAGACCCACACCCUCCAGCAAGGGGAGGGCAUCAGUGGAGGACAACCAGUUGAUCAAAGCGGUUGAAAAAGAAGACAUCAAGCUGGUUCAGCAAUUGCUGGAAGGAGGGGCUGAUGUCAAUUUCCAGGAAAAGGAGUGGGGCUGGUCACCGUUGCAUAAUGCGGUACAAAGUGGCCAGGAGGACAUGCUACAUCUUCUGUUUCGUUACGGCGCUAAUCCUUGUCUGAGGAAGAAGAAUGAGGCCACUCCCUUCAUCAUCGCUGGGAUUGGAGGAAAGGUGAAGGUGCUCGAACUUUUACUUUCUAAAGGUGCAGAGGUCAAUGAGUAUGAUGCUAAUGGCUUCACAGCUUUCAUGGAAGCUGCUGUGAAUGGUAAAGUCGAAGCCUUAAGAUUCCUGUAUAAGAGUGGGGCAAAGGUGAAUUUGAGUCGAAGGACAAAGGAGGAUCAAAAGAGGCUUAGAAAAGGAGGGGCCACAGCUCUAAUGGAUGCUGCUGAAAAUGGACAUGUAGAUGCCUUGAAGGUCCUCCUUGAUGAGAUGGGGGCAGAUGUCAAAGCCCGUGACAACAUGGGCAGAAAUGCUUUGAUCUAUGCACUUAGGAACUCUGAUGAUAGAAAGGUGGAGGUCCUCACUCGCCUUCUGCUGGACCAUGGGGCUGAUGUCAAUGUGAGGGGAGAGAAAGGGAAGACACCCCUGAUCCUGGCAGUGGAAAAGAAGCACUUGGGUUUGGUGCAGAUGCUUCUGGAACAAGAGCAUAUAGAGAUUAAUGACACAGACAGUGAGGGCAACACAGCACUUCUGCUGGCUGUCCAACUCAAACUGGAAGAAAUUGCUCAACUGUUAUGUGAGAAAGGAGCCAGCACAGACUGUGGAGAUCUUGUUAUGAUAGCGAGGCGCAACUAUGACAGUUCCCUUGCAAAGUUUCUUCUCCUUCAUGGAGCCAGAGAAGAUUUUCACUCUCCUGCUGAAGACUGGAAGCCUCAAAGCUCACGUUGGGGGGAGGCCUUGGAACAUCUCCACAGAAUAUACCGCCCUAUGAUUGGAAAACUCAAGAUCUUUAUUGAUGAGGAAUAUAAAAUUGCUGACACUUCUGAAGGGGGUGUCUACCUGGGGUUCUAUGAAGGGCAGGAAGUAGCUGUGAAACGCUUCUAUGAAGGCAGCACACAUGGACAAAAGGAGGUCUCCUGUCUGCAGAGCAGCCGAGCAAACAGUGACUUGGUGACGUUCUAUGGGAGUGAGAGCCACAAGGACUGUCUGUAUGUGUGCCUUGCCCUCUGUGAGCAGACACUGGAGGAACACUUGGAUAAGCACAGAGGGGAGGCUGUGGGAAAUGAGGAAGAUGAAUUUGCCCGGCAUGUCCUUUUCUCUGUAUUUAAGGCUGUGGAAGAACUACAUCUACUGUGUGGAUACACUCAUCAGGAUCUGCACCCCGGAAACAUCUUAAUAGAUUCCAAGAAUGCUGUUUGCCUGGCAGAUUUCGAUAAAAGCAUCAAGUGGGGUGGAGAGCCACAGGAAAUCAAGACAGAUCUAGAGGCCCUUGGACUGCUGGUCCUAUAUGUGGUAAAGAAGGGAGACAUCCCUUUUGAAACCCUGAAGACUAAAAGUAAUGAAGAGGUGAUUCAACUUUCUCCAGAUGAGGAAACUUGUAACCUCAUUCAUCACCUGUUCAACCCUGGAGAAAAUGUGAAGGAGCAUCUGAGUGGCCUGCUGGGUCAUCCCUUCUUUUGGAGUUGGGAGAACCGCUAUAGGACCCUUAGGGAUGUGGGAAAUGAAUCGGACAUUAAAAUGCGAAAAUGUAACAGCAGGAUUGUCCAACUACUGCAACUUGAAAUGUCUGAAUGUUCCAGAAGUUUUGCCCAGUGGACUUCUAAGAUUGACAACUACGUUAUGCAAGAAAUGAAUAAGUAUUAUGAAAACAAACGCAAACGUUAUAAGAAUACUGUGAGUGAUCUGUUAAAGUUCAUCCGGAAUUUGGGAGAACAUAUUAAUGAAGAAAAAAACAAAGAGAUGAAGUCGAGAAUUGGAGAACCUUUCCAGUAUUUGCAGGAGAAAUUUCCCGAUCUGGUCAUCUAUGUCUACACGAAACUACAGAACACAGAAUACAAAAAGCAUUUUCCCAAAACCCUCAAUCCCAGCAAGCCUUAGUGUGAUAGAGGUCAUCCCUGAGUGGUGGCUGAGCUUUUAGAGUUCAGGGAGGUACUUACUUAGCUGUGAUCUGGGGCAAGUCACAACUCUCUGUCUGGGUCUCUUAACUAACCUGGUUGUUUGCGGGGAUGUUAGAUAGCGGGUAUAUCAGGCCCUGACACAGUGCCCAGUUUUCCCACAUGUUUACAACGAAAAAAUGUAUAUGCUCAAACUACCUUCCUUGUCUUUUUUAUGGAUAAAGCUUAGUGGUAGGAGCUGGGAGGGCAUCCUGCUAAGAUUCCUCUUGUCAGUUACACCCCAGGAGUUGAGUGGCUACACCUGUAAUGCUUCUAUGUUUUACCUUGAUUGUCUCAUUUAAUUCUGCCAACGACCUUGCAAGACAGGGUUUAUUAUCUCCAUUUAAGAACUGGCAGACCUGAGAUUCAGAGAGUUUGAAUUACUUGCCCCAAGAUCAUACAACUUGCAUAGAGCACUGUAUAAAUGCAUGUCGUGUUAUUGUUAUCACUUACUUGGGUAUUUAGAACUUAAUCACUAGCCCAGGGAUCUUCUGGAUGGAUCCCCAAAGGAAUAUGCCAAAGGGACUCCAGAAAGCUCAUUCACUCAUUUACUCCACUUAUGCAUGCAUUCAUUCAUUCAAUAUUUGUUGAACACCUAGUAUAAGACCAGACACUAAUUGUAUGAAUUCCAUUCCUUCUAGAACCACCUACAUUGGUUUUCCAUGACCUCAAGGCAGUAGUUCUCAACUGGGGGCAGUUUUGCCCCUCAGGGACCAUUUAGCAUCAUCUGGGGAUGUUUUUGGUUUUAAAUCUGGGAGAUAGGGCAUGUUAUUGUCAUCAGAUAGAUGGAGGUCAGGGAUGAUGCCAAACAUUCUAUAAUGCACAGGAUAGCCCCCCACAACAGAGAAUUAUCCAGCCUAAAAUAUCAGUGGUACCAAGACUGAGAAACUCUGCCUCAAGGAAUUGGGACACUUUUGAACUGGCUUGGGGACUAGGACCAUGGAUUGUGUAGACCACCUCACAGAGGAGUGACUUGGAUUUAUUUUCUUGCUUUUGGAUUUGUAGUGAAACAAUUCCAGUGUCACCUCCCCAGAAAGCCCCCUGAGCCCCCCCCACCCUCCAUCCCCCAGUCUGAGUGCUCUUUCUGGCCCCCUAGCACCCAUAACCAGAGCAUGCUUCUCUCCACCUUGAGCUUGCUUCUUCCUCACUGGAAUGUAAGCUUUCAAGGACCAGUGAUAUUUAUAAUGUUUAUUUAUUUAUUUUGAGAGAGAGAGUGAGUAUAAGUGAGGGAGGGACAGGGCUCAGCGUGGAGCUCGAUGUGGGGCUCGAUCCUACAACCAUGAGAUCCUGAUCAGAGCCGAAAUCAAGUGUUGGACACUUAACUGACUGAGCCACCCAAGCACCCCAAUAUAUAUUUUUUGAUUUGUAUCAUUAGUGCCUAGCAAAAUGUCUGCCAUAUGGUAGCAUUCAAUAGUCACUGAAAAAUGAAUGAACCAUCUUUAUAAAUGAAUAAUAAUGUUACCUUACAUUUUAAUCGUGCUUUAUAAUUUAUAAAUUACACCCACAUAUUUUCUCUUUUAGUUUUCAAAAUUAUCCUGUAAGGUAGGUGUUGUUAUCUUCAUUUUGCAGAUGAGGAUAGAGACAUAUUGAUUUACUCUAAUACAUAGCUAGAAAGUAUCACUGUCUUGAUUUGAACAUAUUUUCUGGCAUUAAGUCUGAUGUAUUUUCCACUUAUCCUCGUUCUGGUGGUCAAGGUGGAGCCUUGUAAUGGGAGGAACUGGGGAUAAAACAGUAUCUUAGGUUCUUUCUGAAGAGAUGACGACAGUAAAUGAAGUUAAGAAGAGUUGGAAGUCAAACUAAACAUAAUUGACACUGAUGUCCUCCACUCUCACCUAUGAUUGCAUGGAUCAUCCUCUCCUUGCUUAAAAAAAAGGUACUGGAAGAAAGAAACUUAAGGCUGUUCUGUAAGGUUUUAGGAGAAGCAAGAUUGCCUUAGAUUUUAAAAUUAAGGUUUGUUUUUCUGAUUUGUAGUAAGUACCUGGUUAUGUCAAUCAAAAUGCCCAUUUGUAAAGCAUAGUCAAUAAAACUUGGAGUCAUCUUA